CCAUCAUCGUCGACUUGAUAUGGACCGAAGGGCAGCCGAGGUCCUCUCCUCUUUAACUGGUCCCUGGGCAGCAUAUUCGGCCAAUGAUGUUCCCUCGAAAUCUGUCCAGAGUUCAUUUAUUCUCAUCAAUCUUCAAUUUCCAUUGUCCACCGACGAACCCUACUCUGACGAUGGCCCCACUGUCUCUGUUCUUCUUCUUCGCGAUCGUUCGGGCCCAGGUGACGAUCCCGGCCAGGUUGGACGGGUUCGUGUACAAGAAUGGCUCGUUCAGUGUCGAUUCGAUCAUGAUUGAGGCCUUCUUUGACCCCGUCUGCCCAGACAGCAGGGACGCUUGGCCUCCUCUCAAGCAGAUCCUCCAUCACUAUGGUGAUCGUCUCUCCCUCAUCGUUCACCCCUUCGCUUUACCUUACCAUGACAAUGCUUUCGUUUCUUCUCGUGCUUUGCAUAUUGUAAAUAAGCUGAAAAUUUCUGCCACAUAUGACUUGUUGGAGUUGUUCUUUAAGCACCAGGAGGAGUUUUACAACCAACCAACCUUCAACAUGUCUAAGGCGUCUAUUGUAAGUCGCAUUGUGAACAUGGCAACAGAAGCAGCUGGUAACUCCUACUAUUCUGCAAUUGCAGCUGGCUUUACUGACAGGAAUACCGAUCUCAUGACAAGGGUUUCGUUCAAGUAUGGUUGUUCAAGAGGGGUGUUUGGGACCCCUAUUUUCUUUGUGAAUGGAUUUCCAUUGCCUAAUGGUGGCUCGGCCAUUGACUACAAAACAUGGAGAAGCAUGAUCGAUCCAUUAGUUAACCAACUAGGCAUGAAGUAGGAGGAACUUGUACAUUUCUUCUAAUGAAGGACGCUUGAUUUCUAUAUUCAAAUAAACUUGUACACUAUGUUUGGUUGGGGAAUUUGAGGAGAGAUUUGAAAAAAGAAUGGAAAAAUAUAUGUGAAAUUUGGUGAAAUAUAGGUAUAUUUUAUUCAUAUUUCACCUACAUUUUUCAUUUCUUUUUCCAACUCUCUCUUCAAAUCCCUCUACCAAACACAGCAGUAAAGAAUUGAAUCUCCUGAAACUCAGUCUCUUAUUUCCUUUCCAUUUAUUUGCUUUCGCUUGUAGGAAUGAUAUAAACAAAAUAUAAAGGAGCUAUGCAGAAUGCAAUUGUUGAAAGAAUUGAUAGCAUUUGACUAGCCAUGGUAGCGAAUGAAUAAAUUUUUGAGGAA
Messenger RNA from Camellia sinensis, 1204 nucleotides. Its product is annotated as Thioredoxin superfamily protein. The record is from RefSeq and is a predicted model, not a curated record. Lineage: Eukaryota; Viridiplantae; Streptophyta; Magnoliopsida; Ericales; Theaceae.